AUGGGGCAGCCCUCAUGCAUGCUUCUGCCCGCCAGGGUGGUUGUCGUCAUCUUCACAUCCGGCACAUCAUCGACACCUCGUAAUCGCGCUCAGGCCGGGGGCCGAUUGCAUCCUGGGACAGAGGUGGUCUCAAGGUAUCUCGACAAGAUGACUCAAAAACACCCGGUUCACGAUACGGAGCCCAGCGGCGUUCAGCUGGCGAUGAAUACGAGGCCGAGACGCCGAAACGCUGCGUUAACUAGAAAUGGAGGAUUGUUGGAGAGGCUGCGCAAGGCCACGGCGAGUACAGCGGUGUGGUCGACCAACCAUCUGUUGGCAUGA
Messenger RNA from Lasiosphaeria miniovina, 321 nucleotides. RefSeq lists its product as uncharacterized. The transcript is spliced from 3 exons. The record is from RefSeq and is a predicted model, not a curated record. NCBI's taxonomy places the organism in Eukaryota, Fungi, Ascomycota, Sordariomycetes, Sordariales, Lasiosphaeriaceae. Bases 1 to 321 code for a protein of 106 amino acids.